This is a messenger RNA of Argentina anserina (silverweed cinquefoil), 1501 nucleotides long. RefSeq lists its product as uncharacterized. The transcript is spliced from 9 exons. Bases 172 to 1194 code for a protein of 340 amino acids. Lineage: Eukaryota; Viridiplantae; Streptophyta; Magnoliopsida; Rosales; Rosaceae. The record is from RefSeq and is a predicted model, not a curated record.
CCAGAAAGUACAUAAAAGGAAACAAGAGCCAAAACCUCAAGUGCGUGAGGUCUCUCAGAGCACCGCCCCAUAUUUGUUCGGAAGAGUUUUGAGUUCGAAGAGACGACCAAGACAGACCAACCCUUGCUGCGACUCCUCUUUAGCUCUAAGGUUGGUUUUGACUGAUCACCAAUGGCCCGGCAUAACUUGCCGUUUAAAGUUGGAGAGGAUGUGGAAUUGAGAUCGUUUCUGAAGGGCUAUCGUGGCGCAUGGUUCCGCUGUAAGAUAACAGAUAUUGGCUGGAGAAAUGGUCAGCAGUCGUGUGCUUUGCAAUAUUAUGACUUUCCAGAUGAAAAAAUAAGUUGGGAGAAAAUAUAUCAAAACAACCCUGCUGAUGGUAAGAGGACCAGAAAGGCGAAGACAUUGAUGAUGCGUCCUUCCUUUCCUCCUAUCCAUCAUGAAAGUAAAAGGCCAGAUGUCAGUACCAUAUCAGAAGCUGUAGUUCUUGUCAAUGAUGCCUGGAAAGUGGGAGAUUUAGUUGAUUGGUGGAAGGAUGGGUGUUAUUGGUCUGGAAAAGUAGCAGAAGUAUUAGGGGAUAAAAAAGUGAAGGUUGAAUUGCCACUUCCUCCGGUUGGUGAAGGAGUUGAAGGAGAGAGAUACGAGGCUUCUUACAAGGACCUGCGCUCAUCCCUGGAUUGGUCUCUAGAAAAUGGUUGGACGGUACCUACACCCAAGGAGAGGGAAAAUGGGGAUCCUUGCAUUCGAGUAAUUAAGCCUGAUAAUCGAGGAGACUGUCCAAGCUUGUUGACCCAAACUGUGGGUGAUGGAGAAAGAGAUAUCCAGGCUGUUGCGCAUCAAUCUUUAACAGCAAAAGAUACAGCCACUGCAGAAACAAAUAUGGCAUCUGACAUAGAAGAUAGCCGAUUUGGGAAAAGUUGCUCAGAUAGUGGUUCAAGUUCUCAUUUUAAGGAUGCAUUUAAUAAUAAGGGGGGAGAUGCAACUAGGAUAGACAUAGAUGAUAAUGAUAGAUCUUUGAAGAGGAUAAAGACUGAUGAUGGCAUCAUACUAAAUUCAAUGACCUCUGAUACAUUAGAAGCUGCAAUUUUGGACUUAGAGGAACUUGUAAACCGGGUCAAAUGGAUGAAGGGGAUGUUGGAGAGUGGAAUGCCUGUCACGGGUGUCAUGCACCCCCGUUGGAAAUUUUCUCAGAAAUAAUGAUCUGUCGUCUCCAAAGUUGGAAGGCAGAAGAAUACAUGACAUGACCACAGUUCAUCGGUUGAAUCUAUCAUCACAUUUUUUUUGUCAUGAAUUCUUGGAUACGGCAGAUGUUGAGCCCAAGAAGGCAAGGGGCAGCAGAACCGACGGAAAUAAAGUGAUGUAAUUUUGUUAUCCAGCUUUGAAAAUCUGGCAUGAAGAAAGCUUCCAUUGCCUGACAAGUGGUCAUGUAUAUGCAUUAAAUCUAUACAGUUUACUCCUGUUGUAUUUGCAUGUAUUUGUAGUGUCAUAUUGCAUUUUUGACGGA